This is a messenger RNA of Saccostrea echinata, 801 nucleotides long. RefSeq lists its product as uncharacterized. The coding region runs from base 1 to 801 and encodes 266 amino acids. The record is from RefSeq and is a predicted model, not a curated record. The transcript has a single exon. NCBI's taxonomy places the organism in Eukaryota, Metazoa, Mollusca, Bivalvia, Ostreida, Ostreidae.
AUGGAUCGAUUACCAGAAUUUGCAGCCUUUGAUUACGCCGAUAAAGCCGACGCUGGACCGAAAUGGGAAAAGUGGAUCCGUCGUUUGGAGCUUUUGUUUACCGGCAUGGACAUCGAAGACAACGGGCGAAAGCGUGCCCUUCCCCUUCAUUACGCAGGAGAAAGAGUGUUUGAUAUCUACGAAGCAGAGAAGGGACACACAGCGCCCAAUUAUGCGGCCACAAAGCAAGUAUUAGCUGAUUAUUUUUCUCCGAGAAAAAACCCUCAGAUGGAAGUUUAUAAAUUCAGAAACUGUAAACAAAAUGCUAGCCAAUCGUUAGACGAGUAUGUAACCAAACUGAGGAAAUUAUCAAAAGAUUGUGAAUUUGCAGAUGCUGAUAACGAAAUUCUAUCACAAAUAAUUCAGAAUUGUCGCUCUAAUCGUCUGAGGCGAAGAGCGCUGCGGGAGCCUGACAUGAACUUAAAAACACUCCUAGAUCUAGGUCGUGCCCUCGAGGUUGCUGAAACCCAAGCGCUAACUAUGGAGGCCCAGAACGAACGUUACAGUGUUAACAACAUACGGAAGCCACCUGGCAAACAACGAAGCCGCAACCCGAGAAGUAAAGAUCAAGUGACAAAAAGUGAAAGCAAUAUUGACAAACCAUGCGGAAAUUGUGGCCUUACUCAUUCACGUACAUCAGUUUGCCCAGCAAAGGGACAGCAAUGUCGAUUUUGCAAGAAACUUAACCAUUUCCAGAGAGUGUGCAGAGCCAAGAAACGUGCGUCAGGACAACACAGGAAUCCAAACGUGUGCAUGAGGUAG